This is a messenger RNA of Rotaria socialis, 645 nucleotides long. NCBI's taxonomy places the organism in Eukaryota, Metazoa, Rotifera, Eurotatoria, Philodinida, Philodinidae. The record is from the annotation of a GenBank genome assembly.
AUGUCGCGGUUAAGUAAUUGGAAUACAAAUUCAGGUUAUUCAUUGAAUUCCCAAUCGAACAUUAUGGGUCAACCACAAUACAAACCAGCAGAUCAAAAUCAAUUGGCCCCAAUGCAUGCAUGGCAGGAUUCAACUAUGGGUAAACCUAAUGAGAUAAAUAAGCCCACAAAUGAAAACUCACCUUUGACGGCGAGCAGCCGCUCAACAUCGACAACAACAAAAACAAGUUCGACUGUAACAACUGCAACAGUUUCAGUUUCUUUACCAAUACAAUGCUAUACUUAUUCAACUCUCAAUGAAGUAUAUCGAAAUUAUCAGAAUGGUUAUGGCUGUUGUUGGUCCCCAUAUGAUACCUCGCCAUAUAUAACCCCUGGUUGGUAUCGUUUUACAGGAUCUGCAGGUUCAUCAAUUCUCACGACCCCUGUAUUAACCACAAGUACUUGUGGUACUAGUUAUCCUGGCUAUUUCAACGGAACGCUACCGUCUACAGUUGGUGCAUCAGUAACAGGAACUGCUUGCUUUUUUACAGGAACUCCUUGUGGUUAUUCAUUAGCACCCAUAACAGCUGUCAACUGCAAUGGCUAUUAUAUUUUUUAUCUAUUGCCAGUGGUUAAUUCAAACUAUAGAUACUGUUCGACAACCUAA